AUGGCCAUGAGGCUGAUGAAGGUUGACAUCAGCCGCGGCUGGAUGAAGUUCAAGUUGGUCUACAGGAAGAAAAUGGAAGAAAAACAGCGGCGCAAGGAUCAGCAAAUCUGGGCAGCGCGUUUCAUGUCCGAGAAGCUCACGAAGUUGGGCAAGCAGAAGGCCAAAGAAAUCGACGAUGUCCGAGAGGGAGUGAUCACGCGCAUCCAGCAGAGGUUCCGAAGCUACAGGGAAGACAUGAUCUUCGACAGGACGUACCCGCUGACCUCCAACAUGAUGGCAAGGGUGCAAUCUGCCAAAGUGGGCCAAGUAGUGGACUACUCCAUGCAAACCGCCCCAGCCUCGAGGUUGUGGCUGGAUAUUUCCCACGCUUGGGGAGUAGGAGCAGUGUUGGCUUGUUGGAUUCUCACUUGCACUUGCACGUGUAUCUAUUGUGCAAUCCUUAGUUGGGUGCUGCGUCAGUCCUCCUCAGCCUACACGCUGCUCGUCACCUCGAGGGCAACUGUUGUUUUUCAAUUCUUUAGGUGCAGCGAGCACCUUUGGUCUCUUGCCAGGGUGAUGGCCCAAAAAGUUCGCAAGCCACAGAAAUUCAGCAGCGAACCCAUGGAACCACCGAAAGCUGAAGGACUUCCGUGCCUUGCCCUGAACUUCCAAACCAGCAGCCCAUCACAACCUUCAAGCCCUGAGCAGUCAGCAUCCAACCCAAACCCUCGUAGGCCCCAGACUCUGCACAUCUCAGCACCAUCGACCAUUCUUGGUGUCCGAGGUCUCUGCAGAUGA
Molecule: messenger RNA, 777 nt
Organism: Symbiodinium natans
Lineage: Eukaryota; Dinophyceae; Suessiales; Symbiodiniaceae
Source: the annotation of a GenBank genome assembly